Molecule: messenger RNA, 567 nt
Organism: Colletotrichum acutatum
Lineage: Eukaryota; Fungi; Ascomycota; Sordariomycetes; Glomerellales; Glomerellaceae
Product: chromo domain-like protein
Exons: 1
Coding region: 1-567 (188 amino acids)
Biological process (GO): regulation of DNA-templated transcription; chromatin organization
Cellular component (GO): NuA4 histone acetyltransferase complex; Rpd3S complex; nucleus
Source: RefSeq, a predicted model, not a curated record
AUGGCGCCCGCACGCCAACCGCCCCAGCCCUUCUCCAAGGAUGAGAAGGUUCUCUGCUUCCAUGGUGAGAUGCUAUAUGAGGCCAAGAUUCUCGACAUUCAGCCUGCCGAGAGUGGCGAAGGCUUUCAGUAUCGCAUUCACUACAAGGGCUGGAAGAACACUUGGGACGACUGGGUUUCUAUCGAUCGCAUCCGCAAGUUCACAGAGGAAAAUAAGGAGCUUGCCAGCCAGCUGCACGCCCAGAUGAAGGACCUACGCCAGAAGAGCAGCGCCAAACCUCCCAAGAAGGGUAAUCUUCGUGUCAAUGGAACUGAUUCAGCUCGCGGUAGUGAGGAGCGAACUGCAGGCGUCGCUGCCACUGGCCGUGGCCCUCGUCGGGCGAGAGAUUUCGACCUCGAGCAGGUGAGUGCCAAAACCGAGUUUCUUUAUGUCUUGCUUUUUGUUCUACGGCUGUUUCAAUUUUUGGUUUCUUUCAAUGUGCCAUUGUGUUGGUCUUCAAGUAGAGGCUCAUUAUGGAGUGAGCUUGAAACAAAGUCGGAAAGACGGGAAGGAGGAAGGAAACGAUAG